AUGGACGCAGUUGCUGAGUACUUGUUUCUCUCCUUACCUCAAUCGGCAGAUGCCAAGGAGUGGUUAGAGCAACAAUUGAAUAGUGGGAAGUCUCCAAUUUAUCAGUUGAAGUUCCCUGACUUCCAAAUAGGUACUUUAGAUUCUCUCAUCCAAGAGAGUGAGGAAUUAAGUAAAAUAGACCUGCUGCUUGUCCUGGCAAUCAGUAAGGUUGUCGACAUAUUGAGCAACGUCUUGGAAACUCCAACAGGCUCAUUCUCCAAUAAAGUUGUUAACUCCAAACUGGUAUUGGAUUACGUUGAGAAAUUUCAAUGGAACACUUCCAAAUACAGAUUAGACAAUCCCGUUACACAAUUGGUGAAGGUAAUUGCCGAUGAAGCAUUAGUGUUAGAUUCUGAUGUUAGAGCCAGCUAUCAGAGUUACCAAACAGCGAAGCUGAACUUUUUGGCUGCAGACAGGAAGAAGAACGGUGAUUUGUCUAUCAAAUCUUUACAUGAAAUAGUUAGACCCGAACAAUUUGUUUUAAAUUCGGAUCAUUUGAUAACUGUUUUGAUAGCUGUUCCAAAAAGUCUUGUUGAUGACUUCAAAAAGACUUACGAAACUUUAACUCAAUUUGUGGUUCCCAGAUCAGCUGAGCUCAUUUCCUCUGAUUCCGAGUAUAGCUUGUUUGGUAUCACUUUAUUCAAAAAAUACCAACAGGAGUUCUACAGUGCUGCUAGAGAGAAGAAAUGGCAUCCUCGUACCGAUUUCACCUAUCUGGAAGAAGUAUUGGACAACUUACGCAAGGAAUUCGAUAUGACAAGAGCUGCCGAAACAAAGACCAAGAAUGAUUUGAUUAGAUUGGCUCGUACUGCCUAUUCAGAUAUUUUCUCAUGUUGGGUUCACAUAAAGACUUUGAGAGUAUAUGUGGAAUCUGUGUUGAGAUAUGGUUUACCACCUAAAUUUGAUUUCUUUUUGAUUAAGUUUACUGCAAAUUCUUUGAAGGACGUAUCGAAGGUUAAGAAGGAAUUGAUAGCCAAGUUUGGAUAUUUGGGAGGCAACCAACAUUCUCAGAAUCAAAAUUUGCACGAAUAUGCAUCUUUGGUUGACACAGAGUAUGAUCCGUUUGUCAUCUACGAAUUGCCAAUAGUCUAG
This is a messenger RNA of Lizanozyma spartinae, 1131 nucleotides long. It is a transcript of the gene VMA5, whose product is annotated as H(+)-transporting V1 sector ATPase subunit C. Lineage: Eukaryota; Fungi; Ascomycota; Pichiomycetes; Serinales; Debaryomycetaceae. Gene Ontology annotation, biological process: proton transmembrane transport. The transcript has a single exon. The record is from RefSeq and is a predicted model, not a curated record. Gene Ontology annotation, cellular component: vacuolar proton-transporting V-type ATPase, V1 domain. Gene Ontology annotation, molecular function: proton-transporting ATPase activity, rotational mechanism. Bases 1 to 1131 code for a protein of 376 amino acids.